CUCAUUCCGGACUCCACACAAGGAGGGCAAAGGGGUCUGUCAUCUCUUAAGCAACAGGAAUCCAGAGGGUGAUGGUGAAGCAAACUGAUGCAUGCAGUCCCUCAGAGUCUGAAUAUAUACAAGUGUAGAGACUGAAUGAUCAUGUGGACAGUAGUAACCAUAUAAUGGCAUUGGGACCUCCUACCUAAAGGGGGAAAUAUUUCACCUGUCUGUCCCCGUCCAACGGGUAUUCAGAGCUUGUAAGUUGAAAACCGGUUUAGAGGAAUGACUCUUUGCAGUUUACUAAUUCACUUGAAGAUUUCUUGGCCACUUGCAGCCACCACCUCAGUGUAUCCUCUCCACUGUUGACAAAAGGUGGUGAGAGAUCUGAGCUUGUAUACACUCAGUACUUUCCUGCUUCCAUUCGCCACUUCAAGCUUCCUGUUGCUAGAAAUCCCGCUAAAAUGACCACAGACUGUGGUGAGAAAUCCACAGGGGACCUCAUGAGUAGGUAUGUCUCCAAGGAAAUGGGAUAUGGAGUACCCAAGGAGGGCUGGCGAAUCUGUCUGGCACACGAGUUCAAGGAGAAGAGAAAGCCCUUUCAAGCAAAAGAUGUCUCGCUGUCCAACGUCUGGGACCACAUCGGCCUAGGAAUCAGGUAUCUAAAAUGGUGGUACAAGAAGACCCAGGUGGAAAAGAAGGCUCCGUUCAUUGAUAUGUUUGGUGCUCAACCCUUGCGUCAAAUAUAUGGUGCACCACUUGGCGGUAUCGGAGGAGGAACCAUCACAAGAGGCUGGAGGGGAGAGUUCUGCAGAUGGCAGCUCAGGCCUGGAAUGUACCACUACAAAACUGUCACAGCCAACCAGUUCACAGUUUGUUUACGUCGUGGGGGACAGACAGUUUACCAGCAGGUGCUAUCUGUAGAGCGUCCUCCCACGUUACAAGGCUGGAACUGGGGAUACUGCGGCGAGUACGCAUUCUACCACGCCUUGUACCCCCGAGCCUGGACUGUCUACCACCUGCCAGGACAGAACGUCACACUAACCUGCAGACAGGUUUCCCCUGUCAUCCCCCAUGACUACCAGGACUCCAGUCUCCCUGUGGCUGUAUUUGUGUGGGACAUAGAGAACAAGAAUGACUACGACCUGGACGUCUCCAUCAUGUUUACCAUGGUCAACGGCUCAGGUCACAAAGACGACAAGAGCGGGGGACACUGGAAUGAACCAUUCCACCUGGAGAAGGAGGGGGAGGCGGUGUCUGGGGUCUUGCUACAUCACUGCACCACAGUGAACCCUUACACUCUGUGCAUUGCAGCUCGAGAGCAGCCUGACAGGGAGGUCAGUCACCAGACAGCGUUCAGUCCAAAGGGAACCUGCAGCGGUCUGUGGAGUGACCUCAUCACUGAUGGACGACUGGACUCUCCUACAGGUUCCAGCCCUCCGACGCCCAAGGGAGAGAAGGUGGCAGCAGCGUUGGCUGUUGGCUGCUCGGUGCCGGCUCAGGGCCACAACACCCUAGAAUUUUGUCUGACCUGGGACAUGCCCAAAAUCACCUUUGGCUCGAAGGAGAGGGAACACAUCAGGAGAUACACUCGUUACUUUGGGACCAAAGGGGAUGCGUCCCCCUCUCUCAGCCACUAUGCCCUAACACACUACAGACAGUGGGAGAAGAGCAUUGAGGAGUGGCAGAGACCAGUUCUGCAGGACAGUUCUCUCCCCUCCUGGUAUAAAUCUGCCCUGUUCAACGAGCUGUACUUUGUGGUGGACGGAGGGACGGUGUGGACGGAGCUACCAGAGGACGCUGAUGUCAGUGGCGGUGUGCGCAGCGAGGAUGGGGGGCUUCCAGCUCAGCCUGCCAUCAUCAAGGAGUACGGCCGUUUUGCCUACCUAGAAGGUCAGGAGUACAGAAUGUACAACACAUAUGAUGUUCACUUCUACGCCUCCUUUGCACUUAUCAUGCUGUGGCCCAAACUUGCCUUGAGUGUGCAAUAUGAUAUUGCCGGCAGUGUGGUUCAGCAGGACCCAACAGAGAGGCUCCAUCUGAUGAGUGGGCGGUGUUCUCCGGUCAAGGCCAAAAAUGUGGUGCCUCAUGACAUCGGAGAUCCAGAUGAUGAGCCAUGGCAGAGGGUGAAUGCCUACCUCAUUCAUGACACUGCAGACUGGAAGGACUUGAACCUGAAGUUUGUCCUGCAGGUUUACAGGGAUUUUCAUCUCACCCAGGACAGGCAGUACCUGCGGGACAUGUGGCCCAUCUGCCAGGCGGUGAUGGAUUCAGAGCUAAAGUUUGACCUGGAUGGAGAUGGACUAAUAGAAAACUCUGGAUAUGCUGACCAGACCUAUGACGGUUGGACAGUGACUGGACCAAGUGCAUACUGUGGUGGGCUGUGGUUGGCGUCCCUGUGUGUGAUGUGUAAAAUGGCUAGACUGGUGGACAACGAGGAGACGAACCAGCGUUUCAGAGACCUCUUGGACAGAGGCAGUGCUGCUUUUGACAAGCUGCUGUGGAACGGGAAGUACUACAACUAUGACAGCAGUGGGAGAGACCUCUCUAACAGUGUCAUGUCUGACCAAUGUGCUGGCCACUGGUUCCUGAGAGCGUCUGGGCUGGGCGAGGGAGAAUACCAGGCUUUUCCAAAAGAAAAAAUCCAGAGCGCCCUAAAAUCUGUCUUUGACUUGAAUGUAAUGAGCUUUGCCGGAGGCCAAAUGGGGGCAGUUAACGGCAUGCGUCCUGAAGGAGUGCCUGACCGCUCCAGCGUCCAGUCAGAUGAGGUCUGGAUUGGAGUGGUGUAUGGAUUGGCAGCCACUAUGAUCCAUGAGGGUAUGCGGGAGGAGGGUAUGCGCACGGCCGAGGGUUGCUACCGAACUGUGUGGGAGAGACUGGGCAUGGCGUUCCAGACUCCUGAAGCCUACUGCGAGAAGGGCAUCUAUCGCUCUCUGGCCUACAUGAGGCCUCUGAGCAUCUGGGCUAUGCAGCUAGCACUGGACACUUCUCAGAAGGAUCAGACCACAUCAGCUCAAACCAGAGACAUGGACGGGGAGCAGGGACAGAAUCUGAGAGAAAAUCAAAGCUAGGACUCGAAGCAUCAAACUGGUUUGAUUAGAGAGUUACGACGAGUUCCUUUGAAAAUGACCUCCAAACACUUCUGCAGCCACCACUCUCAUCUGCACUCCUACCCCGCAGGGCUCUGUUUGACUGGUUACAGACCUUGAAUUUAAAUUCUCCACUGUUUGAGGCUUGGCAUCAUAACUGUGAUGGUUAAUGCUUAACGAAGUAAGUAGAUACUGUAGAUCAUGAUAUUUUUUAGGUGAACAGUUUUCAAGAGCCUAAAAUAGUUCCUGAGGUGUGCAGUGUUGGGUGGUAGCCAGGCAGAAUCAUAGCCAGUAUGAACUAAUUAUUAAAAAUUGACCUUGUGUUUCAGCAACAUACUGUAUUGUCUAUUUGCCCAGAUGUACACACACAUGCAAGCACUACAUUUAACAAUUUACAAUCAUGUUAAUAAUAAAGUUUGCGUACUUGCAACAGGUUUAUAUGCUAAAUAUCUGAGGACUGUUGUUUGUUAUUAUACCAGCCACAUGUAGUUAUUGUCUUUAAUUGAGUAUAUCAGAGGGCCGGUGAGUGAAGUCAGAUGUGGCUGAUUACUGGAUCAGAUAUAUAGACACUUGAAGAGUCCCCACUUAUAUUUGAAUGCUGUAAUAAGUGAUGUAUUAUGUGAUGAGUAGUGUUGGAAAUUAAGAAUCAAGUCAGAUUUUUUUCUCUCUCUUUUUUUUAAAGAUAGCAUUUGGUGCCUUGUUGCAUGUUAGCCUGUAUCUACAGUAUAUAAAUGUAGCGGCAACAUUUACUAUGUUUUAUAUGAUCCAAUACUCAUGACAAUCAUGCUGAAUAAAUGACUGAAUAAGAUAUAACUGGA
This is a messenger RNA of Lates calcarifer (barramundi perch), 3886 nucleotides long. RefSeq names its product glucosidase, beta (bile acid) 2 (gene gba2). Gene Ontology annotation, biological process: carbohydrate metabolic process; glucosylceramide catabolic process; central nervous system development. The transcript has 17 exons. Bases 444 to 3050 code for a protein of 868 amino acids. NCBI's taxonomy places the organism in Eukaryota, Metazoa, Chordata, Actinopteri, Centropomidae. Gene Ontology annotation, molecular function: glucosylceramidase activity; beta-glucosidase activity. The record is from RefSeq and is a predicted model, not a curated record. Gene Ontology annotation, cellular component: membrane.